Messenger RNA from Salvelinus fontinalis (brook trout), 6124 nucleotides. RefSeq names its product DCN1-like protein 2. Gene Ontology annotation, molecular function: cullin family protein binding; ubiquitin-like protein binding; ubiquitin conjugating enzyme binding. Bases 768 to 2534 code for a protein of 588 amino acids. NCBI's taxonomy places the organism in Eukaryota, Metazoa, Chordata, Actinopteri, Salmoniformes, Salmonidae. The transcript is spliced from 7 exons. Gene Ontology annotation, biological process: protein neddylation; positive regulation of ubiquitin-protein transferase activity. The record is from RefSeq and is a predicted model, not a curated record. Gene Ontology annotation, cellular component: ubiquitin ligase complex.
ACCUGGACGCGGGAGAGAGAAGAGAGAGGACACUAGACUAGGACCCUUGGACGAGGGAGAGAGAAGAGAGAGGACACUAGACUAGGACCCUUGGACGAGGGAGAGAGAAGAAAGAGGACACUAGACUAGGACCCUUGGACGAGGGAGAGAGAAGAGAGAGGACACUAGAUUAGGACCCUUGGACGAGGGAGAGAGAAGAGAGAGGACACUAGACUAGGACCCUUGGACGAGGGAGAGAGAAGAGAGAGAACACUAGACUAGGACCCUUGGACGAGGGAGAGAGAAGAGAGAGAACACUAGACUAGGACCCUUGGACGAGGGAGAGAGAAGAGAGAGGACACUAGACUAGGACCCUUGGACGGGGGAGAGAGAAGAGAGAGGACACUAGACUAGGACCCUUGGACGGGGGAGAGAGAAGAGAGAGGACACUAGACUAGGACCCUUGGACGGGGGAGAGAGAAGAGAGAGGACACUAGACUAGGACCCUUGGACGGGGGAGAGAGAAGAGAGAGGACACUAGACUAGGACCCUUGGACGGGGGAGAGAGAAGAGAGAGGACACUAGACUAGGACCCUUGGACGGGGGAGAGAGAAGAGAGAGGACACUAGACUAGGACCCUUGGACGGGGGAGAGAGAAGAGAGAGGACACUAGACUAGGACCCUUAGAUGGGGGAGAGAGAAGAGACAGGACACUAGACUAGGACCCUUCAGAGUGUACACCACAGGAGGUUGGUGACACCUUAAUUGGGGAGGAUAGGCUUGUGGUAAUGUCUGGAGCGGAGUCAGUGGAAUGGUAUCAAAUAUAUCAAACACAUGGUUUCCAUUCCAUUUGUGCCGUCCCGGCCAUUAUUGUGAGCCGUCCUCCCCUCAGCAGCCUCCUGUGGCGUGCACCUGGACAAGGGGACAUACAACUCUGGUCAGAAGUAGUGUACUACACAGGGAACAGGGUGCUGUUUGGAACACAACCUGGAACACAACCAGGAACACAACCAGGAACGCAACCAGGAACACAACCAGGAACACAACCAGGAACACAACCAGGAACACAACCUGGAACACAACCAGGAACACAACCUGGAACGCAACCUGGAACACAACCACGAACGCAACCUGGAACACAACCACGAACACAACCAGGAACACAACCAGGAACACAACCUGGAACACAACCAGGAACACAACCAGGAACACAACCUGGAACACAACCAGGAACACAACCUGGAACACAACCUGGAACACAACCAGGAACACAACCUGGAACACAACCCCGAACACAACCAGGAACACAACCAGGAACACAACCAGGAACACAACCAGGAACACAACCAGGAACGCAACCAGGAACACAACCAGGAACACAACCUGGAACACAACCAGGAACACAACCAGGAACACAACCUGGAACGCAACCAGGAACACAACCUGGGACACAACCAGGAACACAACCAGGAACACAACCAGGAACACAACCUGGAACACAACCAGGAACACAACCCCGAACACAACCAGGAACACAACCUGGAACACAACCAGGAACACAACCUGGAACACAACCUGGAACACAACCAGGAACACAACCUGGAACGCAACCUGGAACGCAACCUGGAACGCAACCAGGAACACAACCAGGAACACAACCUGGAACGCAACCAGGAACGCAACCAGGAACACAACCACAAACACAACCACGAACACAACCUGGAACACAACCUGGAACACAACCAGACUGUGCACUUGGCAGACAUGGGAUAGAGAAGCAUAAGCUGAAGUCGUCUCAAAAGGACAAGGUUCGUCAGUUCAUGACCUUUACUCAGUCUGGGGAGAGGACAGCUGUGUACUGCCUGACCCAGAAUGACUGGAAACUAGAGGUGGCCACAGACAACUACUUCCAGAACCCCGACCUCUACUAUAAAGAAUCCAUGAAAACCUCUGUGGACCGCAAGAAGCUAGAACAGCUCUACAACCGAUACAAAGACCCCCAGGAUGACAAUAAGAUCGGUAUCGAUGGGAUCCAGCAGUUCUGUGAUGACCUCACCCUGGACCCGGCCAGUAGGAGUGUUCUGGUGGUGGCCUGGAAGUUCCGUGCCGCCACACAGUGUGAGUUCAGCAGGAAGGAGUUCCUCGACGGCAUGGCCGAGCUGGGCUGUGACAGUCCAGAGAAGCUGAAGUCUCUGCUCCCCAGACUAGAACAGGAAGUCAAAGACACGGCCAAGUUUAAAGACUUCUAUCAGUUCACCUUCAACUUCGCCAAGAACCCUGGACAGAAGGGACUAGACCUGGAGAUGGCUGUAGCCUACUGGAACCUGGUUCUAACAGGUCGAUUCAAGUUCCUGGACCUCUGGAACAGGUUUCUAUUGGAGCAUCAUAAGCGGUCGAUCCCCAAAGACACGUGGAACCUGCUACUGGACUUUGGCAACAUGAUCGCAGACGACAUGUCCAACUACGACGAGGAAGGUGCUUGGCCUGUCCUCAUAGACGACUUUGUGGAAUUUGCCCGGCCAAUCGUGACAGGGGGCAAGCGUAAAACCAUAUAGGUCAUACCCAGUUCCCAGCAGGGGCUGAGGAUUUUAUACACACCAGCCAAAAAGAGACUUCUACAAGACUGUCCAAGUUUGUGAGACUGGGCUGCCAAUCAGGGGCCGGGGAGCGACAUGACAGCCAAUCGGAGAGAAGGAAAACAGGAAGAGGAAGUUAUCUUUUUCUUUGUUUUGGGACUGAGUCACUCCGGGAGGCGGGCUGUCAGCAGGGGGUGGGAUCGUCGCGGAGCUAUGAGCUCUGCUCCCAUUGGCUGGCUGGAUCAGACUGAUCGGCCAACGACUACAGUACCCAUACACCAGCCACCAUCAGAUCAGUGGGGGUGUCUAUAGAUUCUAGAACUGGUGCUCUGGUCCCACCCCCCCGCCCCCUCCUUACUAAAGAAGGACCAGGGAGAGCAAACAGAACGGCAGAGAGGGACGGUUUGCUCUCUGCAGGAGACAGACAUAAGGGUGUGAUAUUUGAUCCAGUGGAGGCUGUUGAGAGGAGGACGGUUCAUAAUAAUGGCUGGAACGGAGCGAAUGGAAUGGAGUCAACACCUGGAAACCAUGGAAACCACGCGUUUGAUGUAUUUGAUACCGUUCCACUGAUUCAGAUCCAGUCAUUACCACGAACCUGUCCUCCCCAAUUAGGGUGUCACCAACCUCCUGUGGUCUGCUCCCACAGUAGUAAGACGUGUCCUCUCUGCCGGCCCAUGGUGAAUGAACUAGGAGCUUGGAGGUUCUGCAUGUGUUUCUGGUUGAGCGUCAAGCGGCUGGACGGAACGACAACAACUUUUUUAUUAUUAGCAUUGACUUUCUUCUCAUCGAAUCAGAGGUGAGGGGUGUGGUCGUCAUCCAAUGUUCUCAUCCAAUCCAACGUCAGUGUAAUGUUCUGCUUCCAUUUCAAUCUAACGUGUAAAAGUUGGGUCAGUUUUGUUGUUAAUAUGUGAGGUUCAGAGUCUAUAUAAACAAAGCGUCUGAGAGUGGGAGUGCUGAUCUGGGAUCAGUUUAGCCUUUUAGAUCAUAAUGAAUACUAGAAAGGACCAGAUCCUAAGUGCUGAUCUGGGAUCAGGUUAGCCUUUUAGAUCAUAAUGAAUACUAGAAAGGACCAGAUCCUAGUGCUGAUCUGGGAUCAGUUUAGCCUUUUAGAUCAUAAUGAAUACCAGAGAGGACCAGAUCCUAGUGCUGAUCUGGGAUCAGUUUAGCCUUUUAGAUCAUAAUAAUACCAGAGAGGACCAGAUCCUAGUGUUGAUCUGGGAUCAGUUUAGCCUUUUAGCUCAUAAUGAAUACUAGAGAGGACCAGAUCCUAGUGCUGAUCUGGGAUCAGUUUAGCCUUUUAGAUCAUAAUGAAUACUAGAGAGAGGACCAGAUCCUAGUGCUGAUCUGGGAUCAGGUUAGCCUUUUAGAUCAUAAUGAGUGAGAUCACAUGAACAGAGAGGACCUGAUCCUAGAUCAGCACAACAACUCUGAGACGCUUUAGGAAUACAGGCCCAGUUCAGAUCCACUGGUAUUCAGAUAGAACCGGACCGACCGACAGAGCAGCAUGCUUCAAAGCUCAACACCAGCAGAAAUACUAUGGCUACAGUUGGAACAGACUGUAACCAUAGGAUUCAUGUAUAGAUAUACCAUUUUAGAAUAAUGAAUAUGAUACAAUAUAAAGAGAACACGAUGACGUUUAUAAUCAUGAGAGAGGGGAAGACGUAUUUGAAAUGCGUACGAGGUCCUCAGAUUUCUAGGCCGCGUCCCAAACUGUACCCUAUUCCCUAUAUAGUACUGGUCAAAAGUAGUGCACUAUAUAGGGAACAGGUUUGCCCAUUUGGGAUGCGCCAUGUCUCCAAGCUUUCUGUUUGUUUGGGUGUAACUGUUGACAUCACCAGAGAACUUGACUGUUGGUCUGUCAUUUAUUUUAUUUUCACAAGCAACGCACAGGAAGUUGAAUCUAUGAAUCGUAUUCAGUCAACAACACUGUAUAUAGUUCAUAGUUGAAUCUGUGAAUCGUAUUCAGUCUACAACACUGUAUAUAGUUCAUAGUUGAAUCUGUGAAUCGUAUUCAGUCUACAACAAGGUAUAUAGUUGAAUCUAUGAAUCAUAUUCAGUCUACAACACUGUAUAUAGUUCAUAGUUGAAUCUAUGAAUCAUAUUCAGUCAACAACACUGUAUAUAGUUCAUAGUUGAAUCUAUGAAUCAUAUUCAGUCUACAACACUGUAUAUAGUUGAAUCUAUGAAUCGUAUUCAGUCUACAGCAGCAGUUUAAAUCUAAUGUUAUUGGUCACAUACAGGUGUUUAGCAGAUGUUAUUGCAGGUGCAGUGAAAUGCUUGUCAACACACCCCACUUCUUUGUUUUUAAACUGUUUCAGUUGUUAGUGUUGUUUUGGUUGGUCGUCAUGGGUUACUGCUAGCCAGCCCAGUGAAGUGAAUGUUAUAGUACUUCAUCAGACCAGACUGAGACUCGUCUACUAGCUACUACACACACACACACACACACACACACACACACACACACACACACACACACACACACACACACACACACACACACACACACUCUGUGUGGUUAUAGUACAUCAUCAGACCAGACUGAGACACACACACACACACACACACUCUGUGUGGUUAUAGUACAUCACCAGACUGAGACACGUCUACUAGCUACUACACACAUACACAUACACACACACACACUCUGUGUGGUUAUAGUACAUCAUCAGACCAGACUGAGACUCGUCUACUAGCUACUACACACACAUACACAUACACACACACACACACACACACACUCUGUGUGGUUAUAGUACAUCAUCAGACCAGACUGAGACACGUCUACUAGCUACUACACACACACACCUCAGUAACAGACAUGUAUCCUCUAACGCAGCAGGUAAUAGAAGUUCUCCUUCAUUCUCUGAAAAUGUUCCUGAGAUUUUGGGCUGCACCUCGUCUGUCUCCCAAACGGCACCUUAACGUUGUGCACUAUGGAGGGAAUAGGGUGCUGUCUGGGAGGUGUGUCUAAGUUACACUUGUUAUGUCACAUGUUCUUAGACAAUUGCACUCCCAUCUGGGGGAGGUAAUACCCUCUGUUCAGUGUUGACGUGUACCGACAGGAGAAGACUGAGACUGUGGAAGAGAAGACUGAGACUAUGGAAGAGAAGACUGAGACUAUGGAAGAGAAGACUGAGACUAUGGAAGAGAAGACUGAGACUAUGGAAGAGAAGACUGAGACUAUGGAAGAGAAGACUGAGACUAUGGAAGAGAAGACUGAGACUAUGGAAGAGAAGACUGAGACUAUGGAAGAGAAGACUGAGACUAUGGAAGAGAAGACUGAGACUAUGAAAGAGAAGACUGAGACUAUGGAAGAGAAGACUGAGACUAUGGAAGAGAAGAGAGAGACGUCCAUGUUUCUCCUCUGAACUUCCUACACAACGUGGUACACUACGCUACGCACUGAGUGUCCAAUGUGUUGACUCUCUGUGCCUCAGUCAUAUUCAGCUCAUCACGUCAGUAUUAUUUAAAUUAAACAUUUGUCAUCUUUCUGUAUGGAGACAUUAUACAUGACUUUGUUUUGGCAAAGGUCCCGUCAAUAAAGCAUGUUGUUUUUAACGAAAAUGAAA